Messenger RNA from Chroicocephalus ridibundus (black-headed gull), 2672 nucleotides. It is a transcript of the gene TUSC2, whose product is annotated as tumor suppressor 2, mitochondrial calcium regulator. The record is from RefSeq and is a predicted model, not a curated record. Lineage: Eukaryota; Metazoa; Chordata; Aves; Charadriiformes; Laridae. The transcript has 3 exons. Bases 85 to 423 code for a protein of 112 amino acids. Gene Ontology annotation, biological process: regulation of mitochondrial membrane potential; inflammatory response. Gene Ontology annotation, cellular component: mitochondrion.
CGCUGGGCGCCUCCGGGCCGCUCCCGCCCCUCCCCCCCCCCCCCCCCCGGCCGCCGCCCCGCUCCCGCCGCCCCCGCCGCCGCCAUGGGCACCAGCGGCUCCAAGUCGCGGGGGCUGUGGCCCUUCGCCUCCCCGGCGGCGGGCGGCGGCGGCGCCGAGGGCCCCGGCGGGCAGCAGGCCUUGGCCCGGGCGCGGGGCGCGCGCGCCGCCACCCCCUUCGUCUUCACACGCCGCGGCUCCAUGUAUUACGAUGAGGACGGGGAUCUCGCCCACGAGUUCUACGAGGAGACAAUCGUUACCAAGAAUGGGAGGAAGCGCGCCAAGCUGAAGAGGAUCCAUAAGAACCUGAUACCUCAGGGCAUAGUGAAACUAGAGCACCCUCGCAUUCACGUGGAUUUCCCGGUGAUCAUCUGCGAGGUGUGAGUCGCCAGACGUUGCUGCCCGCAGGCGGGAGGCCCUGCCCCACCGCCCCCAGCCUCACCAGGCGAGGCUGCGUCGUGUUCCCACCCAAGGAGGACUCUGGGUGCGUGGCGGGGACGGCGGCUCUCCCCUUGCCCGGAGGUGAGGCGGGACGGAGCAGGCCGGGCUGGGCUUGGCUAGCGCUCCUCGCAGGCGAUGGGUGACCUUGUGCAACGACUGCUUACAAACAUCCUCGCUUGAGUCAGAAGACUGAAAUACCUUUUGUAGCCUCUAGCCGAUGUUUGAUGGGUAACUGGAACUGCAAACUGCUGUGUUUGAGCUGUUAAAGGGAGAGCGAGCCUGCACUUCUCACCAGACAAAAUCCCCUGCUUCUCAGGUAUGCGGCCCAGGGAGAGCCAGGGCAAGGUAACGCGCUGUCCGGGCCCUGAGAUCCCUUGGGCCUGGGGUUUAGAUGGCCAGUGUUGCGGCGUGUCGCUUGACACGGGUGUUGUGUGAUGCUCCCCUGCAUGGGUCCGUUGAUGGAGGAUAAACAGGGCAGGCUGAGGGGGGGCCGGUCUCAAAGCACAUUCGGCUGGCUGCUGCGUUCCUCUUGGGAAGGGGAUGGAGAUCAGAUGCCGCUAUCUUGGACCUCGGUCUCUUCCUCCUGUGCGUUUCCCCGCUUAUGCCGGCUCUGGGGCGGUUGGCUUUGCUGCUGCUUGCAGUUCCUGUGCCCGCAGCAGAUCUCUGUGGUCUGUGGCUGCUGCUGCUGGCAGCAAGGUCCCCAGCUCUGCAGUGGAAUUGCCUCCCCUGUUAGCAAGCUGGGUCCUGCCAGGUGCUGUCCCUUGCCUGCUGUGGGGCCAGGCUGCUGGGCAAGGUGUCUCCUUGUAACGUCCUGGCCCCCUGCUCCCGUCUUGAACGUACCUCCCAGUGGAGUGGGCCUCGACAGGGCCAAGCAGGAAGAAAUCAUCUCUUCCUUCCUGGCUCCCCGAAAACAAUCAAUCUGUGUGCCUGCCCUGGCUUGGAAAUCUCCCUGGCGAUGUGAACUAUGGUUCCUCCCGUGUCCCAGCUGGCGGCAGGAGGAGAAAUGCGAUGCACUUUAAAGGGAGGCUUUCUGCUCUGUCCCGGAAGGUCCUGCUCUUUUCUCCUCUUUCCUCCCGCUUGAGAAGGUUGGGGUCACUUUGGCAGCACCAAAAAAACCUCUCACCCCUGUGUGCAGGCCCCAGGGCACCGAGCCAGCCGCUGCAGGGCUGGGAAGAGGCCUGACCAGUGCUGUCCCUCGCCCACUGCCUUCCUGCUCAGCCACCCCUGGACCGGGCAGGCAGAGGAGGACCGGCCAUGAGGCAGCGGGCACAGCUUUAAACCGGGUCAGAGCCUGCUCCCUGCAGCAGCCGCUCGGCUUUCCUCCUCUUUCGUUCCAGAACUUAUUUACUUUCUAAGCACUUCAGACAUUCGCUACCUCGAUUUUUAAUUUAAGCCGCUGGCACUUGGCCGCCAGCCCUGUCGGUGUCUACAUUGGAUGUAUCCAUCCCCGCGCCCGCCGAGAGCCGCCUGGGCGCGGGGCCACAUUCCCGGCUUCAGGGAGAUAACAGCGGCGUGGCUGUUGCCGUCUUCCUGUCACCACCCACCCCCCCACCCGCUGUUCCCAUCGACAGGAGCGAGCACGGAGGGUGCAGUGGAUGUGCUGGCUGCCGCUGGGCAGGGAAGCAGGCAGGGCUGGGCAGGGCUCCGGCAGGGAGCUCGUCUACACUGUGAUGCUGGGCGCUUCUUUCGACAUCUUUUGUUCUCCUGCUUGCUUGAAAGAGUCUUGUCUUAAAACAAUCCCCCACUGAAGUGUUUCUUAUUCGCACCACCUGCUCUUGAGUUUCUCCCGGGCCGGAUCUCUCUGGGAAGGACGUCCCUUGGGCUCUGGAGGAGAGCAGGAGCUGCUGUCCCCAGGAAGAGGAGAGAAAGCCGUGGGCUGCCGGUGCUGCCUUGCCCCGCUGCUGUCUGAGGGAGCGGGAAGCAGCACCGAACCCACUUUGGGUACAGGGGGAAGGUGGAGGAGGAGCGCAGGGAAGGGGCUGGUGCCAUUUGUCUGCCCGGACUGGGAGCCCCUUGCCUGGCUGCUGGCCAAAAAUCUGCUGACAAGGCAGGGCCCGAACCCCGUGGGAGGGCAGGGACCCAGACCAGCUUAGCGAGGGUGCUUUUGUCCUCCCUGACAGGCUGCCCACCCUUCCCCCAGGGCAUCAAACAUGCUUCCCCCCAAAAAACACACGUUCUCCCACGUUCUCCCA